Molecule: messenger RNA, 871 nt
Organism: Raphanus sativus (radish)
Lineage: Eukaryota; Viridiplantae; Streptophyta; Magnoliopsida; Brassicales; Brassicaceae
Product: N-terminal acetyltransferase A complex auxiliary subunit NAA15-like
Exons: 3
Coding region: 360-629 (89 amino acids)
Biological process (GO): N-terminal peptidyl-methionine acetylation
Cellular component (GO): cytoplasm
Molecular function (GO): protein binding; protein-N-terminal amino-acid acetyltransferase activity
Source: RefSeq, a predicted model, not a curated record
UCAUUAAGAGUUUGUUGAAUCUUCUUGCAAUGGCAGAAGCAAUCUGUUUUCUGAUUUUUAUUCCCAAACCCCUCCUUCUAUCUGUUUUCUGAUUUUAUUUAAAGUUUCUUAUUGCCGUCUCACUUUGCAACUCUACGGACAUCAACGUGAAUUUUCUUUGUUCCUAAUGAAUAAUAAUUUCUUAGUAUAAGGCUUGCAUUGUAUGAUCAUGUACCGAAGCCAAGGAGAUGCUUUGUAUGGUUUAUUUUUGUCAGUUGAGAUUUGUUCUGUUAUGCUUUUCCUUGUUUCUUUUUAUUCUUUGUGAUUUUCAGAGACUUUAUCGAUGAAAGGACUGACUCUAAACUGCAAAACUGAAGCUUAUGAGCUUGUUCGGCUUGGAGUCAAGAAUGACAUCAAAAGCCUAUACCGUUCAGACAGAGAGUAUAGAGAGGCCAUCAAGUGCUUACCGAUAUGCUCUUAGAAUAGAUCCUGAUAACCUUGAAAUACUCAGAGACCUUUCACUGUUGCAGGCACAAAUGCGGGACUUAUCUGGUUUUGUUGAGCCUAGGCAGCAGCUUUUGACUUUAAAGCCUAAUCAUCGAAUGAACUGGAUUGGCUUUUCAGUCUCCCAGCAUUUAAAUUCAAAGUAGGUUAUAGUCCUCAUUGCUUUACUCAUUUGAAUGGUAUUCUAGUUUUUCUUGUUUGGCUGUUCGCUUGUGUAUUUAUAUGAUUUGCAAAUGUAGUCUUGGACAUUUUAAGGAGUACACCUUUGUUGGGAUGUAUCUUGUUACAUCAGACUUUUAGGAAAUAAUAUACCAAUGAACAGUAUUCUGUAGAGUUUUAUGCAUUUCCAAUCAGCUAAACAGUAGUUAUUUUUAUUUUUUCAUUUAAC